Molecule: messenger RNA, 3952 nt
Organism: Cladocopium goreaui
Lineage: Eukaryota; Dinophyceae; Suessiales; Symbiodiniaceae
Source: the annotation of a GenBank genome assembly
AGAUGACCGAGUGACUGGGGAGUGCCGUGGUGCUGCAUUGGGGCUUCGCGGCUGUACAGUAUGACCAUGUCACAGACAGCAGGCAGCAGCUUUGCUCCAGGGACUACGGGCUUUGGAAGCAUUGCAUCUGCUGGCACCACCGGGAUGCCGAAACGUAAGCAAGCGAGCGUGGUGGAGAUGCUAGAGUACGUCAAAAGCUUGAACAUCGACCCGAUCAGAGAAGCGGACAUGCUGUGGAUUGCAGAAGAAGCUUUCAAUGCACCCUUGCCGCCCGGGUGGACGGAGCACCAGGAUGAGCAGUGUCGAGUCUACUUCCACAACAGCUCAACGGGUGAGUCCACCUGGAAGCAUCCCAUGGACGAUUUGUUCCGGGAAAUCGUAGACUACCAACGACGAGUUGUCGAAGUUGGAGGCUUUUGGCAGAUCGAAGAUGAGAUCGCCGAACAGGAGGAGAACAUCCGAAAAGAUCUGGCAGAUUGGAUGGAACUCUUUUCCGAGGACGGCGAGAAGUUCUUCUACAACAAGCACACCGAAGAAAGCAGGUUUGACGAUCCCCGCAUGGCUGUCUACCACGUACUCUAUGCAAGGAUCAAGAUGGUGGCGCGAAUGAAGGAGCGCUUUCCCAUCUUAGCCAGGCAACCUCGACCUGAGGAGCCUACAGAGGCUGAGAAGGAACUCAGAAGGAGGAGAGAAGAAGACAGAGAGCACUAUAUGUCUUCCCUCCUGAAGAUUCACACCUGGGGGCGAGUCCUUCUGGCGAAGAAGAAGCUCCAGAGAGCUCGUGAGAAGGCGAUAGUUCAAAAGGGGCCACAGCCUCUCAGAGGAAUGCUCAGGUUACGGCUGGAGCGGGUGGGCACCACUGGCGCCCGACAGCUCGUGCUGUCCCAGACGACGCCUGCCAAACGGCAUCGGGCGGCUGUAAAGAUACAGAAGCGGAUGCGUGGCAUCCUGACGCGGAAGAGGUUUCAGCCUUUAGUGCGGCAUCGCUGCUUCCUGAGCAAGGAGAUGACCAAAAUCCAAUCGAUGGCCCGAGUAUGGCUAGCAAGGCGCAAAGUAGCUCGGAAGAAGCAGCAGAAGCUGCACGUAGCAGCGACAAAAGUCCAGAGGACUUGGCGUGGCUACAAGGAUCGGCAGUACGUCACGGCGCUGCGGAUUGACAAGGCUCGCUACGAUCGAUUGAUGCGCAGCGCCAUCGUCAUCCAGAGCGGAGUCCGAAUGGCCUUGGCCCGGCGGGAGCACGACCGGCGGAAGCUGAUUCGCUGGGCCGGUGGGGCGUCCACCAUCCAGCGGCAGGUUCGUAUCUUCCUGCAGCGCAAAGAGCUACAUGAGCUCGCGCUGAAGGAUCAGCCAGUGCAGGCCAUGUUCACCUUGAACACCAACGGCAUGCACCGCACUGUGAUGCCAUGGACCUGGCGAGUCUUUGUGGCACCCUGGGCAGGCGAAGAGGCUCCAGGUGAAGAGACCGGCUUUGUGGACAUCUUCAACAAGGUGGGUGUCAACAACUGGCAGACCAUUGCGGUGGUGAACUGCCAAAAGAUGGUCAGAGGUUUUCUGUCGCGCAUCCGAACUCAGAGAUUGAAGACGAUCGCCCUGUGUUCGGUUCGCAGCAUGGUGGACGGCUGCUUGGAGGAAGUCACUCGAAGAAAGGCAGCUGCCAUCAAAAUCCAGAGCAUUGCGCGUGGCUUCUUGGUGCGGCGCAAAAACCUCAUCUAUGAGAAGAGGAAUGCCGCCUGGGAGGCCAACGUGGAUAACAUCGUAGCCGUGCAGGCUUUUUUCAGGCGGUACUUGGCGCAGGAAGUGGUGGUCACCGGUGUCUUGAACAACACCGCCUAUUUUGCGGCCACCAUGAUCCAGACCACCUGGCGCGGUUGGCUGGCCCGACGCCAUGUGGAACGCCUACGAGAGGAGGCCCUGUGGCCACUGAAGGGCUGGUUCGAAUUCACCGCCACUGGCCGCGAUGCGGUCCAAGUGGAGGUGUGUUUCCUGGCGAAUCCCAGCUUCAACGACUACAAGUACUUCUUGGAGUAUGGCAGCACCUCCACGCUGCAGCUCACCCUGAAGGAACUUGAAAAGGACCUAGCCUCGGCGAUCACGGCAGUGCAAGGUAACCAGUUCCUGAAGGACGACAUGUCAAGGCGGCCUUCAGCAUCCAAGGACCGCAGCAGCAAGGCCCGACCCAAGCCGAAGAGCGAGUCAAGGAAAGAAGACGGCAAGCAGGAGCAGAGGUCAGAGGAGGCUGCACAGGAGGGCGACCCCAAGGUCGAUAAGAAGGAAGCAAAGAGCAAGGGAAAGGCCACGAGGGAAGCUCCGACAGCGAAGGAACCAGGGAAAGGUGCUGGUGAAACAGCGGAUCCGGCCAGUCCAGGCGCGCAGAGCGAGAGUGGGAAGAAAGCCUCCAAGCCGCCCAAAGACUCCGAGGCGGCUCAGCCGGAGGGUGAGGCCAAGCCCAAGGCAGCUGCCAAGGGAUCUGCAAAGGCAGAAACCAGGAAGGCAGAAGCUGGCAAGAAGGAAACGUCGAGCGGAGAAGCGCAGCCGCCCAAGCCGGAGUCUGCGCAGCCGAAGCCACCCACCCUGGGUGCAGAUGCUUCAGUGAGGGAGAUGAGCCAGAGCACGCAGGCCAAUGAGUUGCGCAAAGCUGCCUCUGGCACUGCCGCUGCUCCUGCUGCAGAACAGGGUGUUGCCGCGGCAGCCGGAGUCGAGUCGGUCGAUUUAGGCAGUGUCAAACCCAAGCCGGCAGAGAAGCCGCCGAAUCCCAACCAAGGCAAAAACUAUGCUGGUUCAAUCAAGAAUGGCAAGUUUGAAAAGAAGAAGGUCGACAGUAUAGAGGAACUCAGCAAGGAUGAGAGGGCAGCGAUCAUGGCGGAUAUCGAAGAAGAAAAGCAGAAGAAGCUGCAGGCCUUGCAGGAAAAACAGAAGCAGCAGCAGAAAAAGAAGAAGCAGCAAGAGGCUAAGGUGCACGAAGCACAAAGGUCCCAAAUGGAGCAAGCCGAAGCCCAAGAGGAGGAGAGACGAAAGCAGAAGGUGCAAGAACUCAAGAAGUGGCUGAAACAGAAGGAAGACCAGGACCGCGCCAAGAAGGAAAGGGAUGCCGUGCUCUUGCAGGAGUUGCAAGAGAAGGAGGUUCUAAAGCAGGAACAGCAGAAGGUGCUGGAACAAGCGAGGCAGGAGCAGCGAGACAAGCGCCUGCAAGCCGUGGCAAAGCAGAAGGCGAAGUUGGAAGCGCAGUUGUUGGCCUCCCGAGAGGCGGCCAUUCAGGAGAAAAUCAAUGCUUCCCAAAGGAGUGAGACUAAGCCUUCAGGCGAUGCCGAAGUGUCACAGGAAUCCAUGGAGGGCCAGCCUGAAGAAACGGAUCCGAGGAUGCGAAAGCAGCAGUUGCUGAUCCAGCAGCAGCUGGGGAACGAGCGCAUGGGCUAUGGUCCUGGGAUGCCUGGAAUGCCUGGAAUGCCUGGAAUGCCUGGAAUGCCACAGCGCGUCGUGCACCGGCACAUCCACCACCACGUGCACUACCACGAGGGUGAUGGAGAGGAGCCGGCACUGCCGUCCAUGGAGGAGCGACGGCGCAUUGAGCAAGCCUCAGAGGAUCGAGUGAAACAAAAACUGGCGGAGCAGGGCAUGGGCGAAAUGGACCAGGGCUUCGGGCCCGGCGGGCCCCAUGGAGUGGAUCCCAUUGCUGAGACGCCGACGAUGCAGCAAUCGCGCUCCCUGCCGGCCCUCCACUCGAGAUCUGUUCAAAGGACCCAGGAGGGCCCCUUCAGACUGCUGCCGGACAUCAAUGCGCGGGAAAUUGGCGCCAAACACGGUGUGCCCAACUUUGGUCAGAGCGUUGACCGGGCCAUUCAGUCGUAUGCGAACUCUGGCCGGCCACGAUUCGUGAAGUCUGGAAUGGCACCGCCUCCCAGAUAGAUGAGAGAAUCCUUGGUUCUGUCUAUGUCAUUCCGUCAUUCCUGUUGCG